This is a messenger RNA of Andrographis paniculata, 1364 nucleotides long. RefSeq names its product beta-glucuronosyltransferase GlcAT14B-like. Lineage: Eukaryota; Viridiplantae; Streptophyta; Magnoliopsida; Lamiales; Acanthaceae. Gene Ontology annotation, cellular component: membrane. Gene Ontology annotation, molecular function: glucuronosyltransferase activity. The record is from RefSeq and is a predicted model, not a curated record. The transcript has 4 exons. Bases 1 to 1242 code for a protein of 413 amino acids.
AUGGGGUACGGCGGCGGCGUGGAGAGAAAAUGGGUGUUCCCGAUAGUUAUAACCUCGCUGAUUUGCGUGUUUCUCCUUGCGACGUCGUUCAACAUGGGGCUAAUCUCAUCGGUGAACACAAUCAAUUUGCUCGCUUCUUCGCUGCUCCACGGACAUGCCGUGAUGAAUCAAACUUCUCAUAUAUCGACACCUUCCCCGCCCCCGCCCCCUCCCAAGUUCGCCUACUUGAUCUCCGGGUCGCGCGGAGAUUUGGAGAAGCUGUGGAGGACUCUCCACGUGCUCUACCAUCCGUGGAACUAUUACGUCGUGCAUUUGGACCUCGAGGCGCCGUUGGAGGAGAGGUUGGAGCUCGCACGCCGCGUGAAGAACCAUACACUUUUUAGACAGGUCGGGAAUAUCUAUAUGAACGAGAAGGCGAACAUGGUUACGUAUAGAGGGCCAACGAUGGUCUCAAAUACGCUCCAUGCUUGCGCGAUUUUUCUGAGGAGGAUUCGGGAUUGGGAUUGGUUUAUUAAUCUCAGCGCCUCCGAUUAUCCGUUGGUGACUCAAGAUGAUCUGAUUCACACAUUUUCAAGUCUUGAGCGCAACCUCAAUUUCGUCGAGCACACGAGCGACUUGGGCUGGAAAGCGACCGAGAGAGGGAUGCCUCUGAUCGUCGAUCCCGGGCUCUACGAGAGAAACAAAAGCGACAUAUUUUGGGCCGAUCCGAAGAGGAACUUACCUACCGCAUUCAAAUUGUUCACCGGUUCAGCUUGGACAGUCUUAUCCCGGGCAUUCGUCGACUUCUGCAUAUGGGGGACGGACAAUCUCCCGAGAACCCUCCUCAUGUACUACACGAAUUUCGUGUCCUCUCCCGAGUUCUACUUCCAGACCGUAAUCUGCAACAGCCCCCGAUUCAUAUCGACUGUCGUCAACCACGACAUGCAUUUCAUCUCCUGGGACGACCCCCCGCAGCAGCACCCUCGGACGCUGACCCUAAACGACACUGGCGACAUGCUAGAAAGCGGUGCACCAUUCGCCCGCAAAUUCAAGAUGAACUCCGCCGUCCUGCGCAAGAUCGACGUUGAAGUCCUCUGGCGAAAAAACGAGAGCUUCGUCCCCGGCGGAUGGUGCAAAGGCAAACCUAAGUGUUCCAAGGUCGGAAAUCCGACAAAGCUCCGGCCGGGCCCCGGCGCCGAGAGGCUUAAAAAGCUUAUAAAUAAGCUAAUGUCAGAUAGGGUAACUCAACCUCCCUGUACUUAGCUAGCUAGGCAGAGGCAGUUAGUUCCAUUUUCACUGUAUCAUUGAUCAUUAAAUUUUACCAUAUUUAUCCACAGAUCCUCCAGCAAUAAUGCAUUUUUGCCACCAUUUUUGUGAGUCAAAGU